Plasmodium reichenowi is the source of this 1569-nucleotide messenger RNA. RefSeq lists its product as hypothetical. The record is from RefSeq and is a predicted model, not a curated record. The annotation marks the transcript as partial. The transcript is spliced from 6 exons. NCBI's taxonomy places the organism in Eukaryota, Apicomplexa, Aconoidasida, Haemosporida, Plasmodiidae.
AACAUUUUUCAUAUCAUUAAAAACAAAAUAAGAGAACUUUUUGUUAAGGUAAAUAUUUAUCUGUGUAUAGAAGAAUAUAUGUUCCCGUCCUUUAUAAACAACAAAGUGUUCGUGUUAAGAAAUGUUAUUCAACAAUUUAGAUUAUUAAAAGAACUAGUCAUCAAAAUAAUAAAUAUAAUAACAUUGAUUAUAUCGAUAUGCCCAUAUAAUAAUGAAAGAAUUAUUUUAGAAAAUUUAAGAAAACGAAAUAUUAUAAAAAAGGAAAAUAAUAAAAUAAUAAAUCGUAUGGAGAAAAGAAAUGAUGAAGAGAAAUAUACAAACAUAUCAAGUUUUGAUAUGAUACAUAUAACUAAUAUAUGUGAUGAUGAUAAAUUAUUUGUAUAUAAUAAACAAUAUGAAAAUAAAUCUUUAUAUAAUAAUUUUUCUAUUGUUGAAAAAAAAAGGCCUUUUAUUAAUUUUCUUCAAGAAAAAGAAAAAAUUAUUUUGUCACAAUUCAAUGAUUUUAAAAAUUACCAAACAAAAAACAAUCAUAUAAUUCUUUUCAUAUUAAAAAAAAUUCAGAGAAUAUUACAAUACAUUCCACAAUCUUUAAAAUUUUUAAAAUCUUAUAUUUCCUAUCGUUUAUGUGAAAUAAACAGAUUUGGAAAUUUCUAUAUAAAUAAUUCUCCAUUGAUUACAAAUUUGUUAGAUAAAACAAAUGAAUUUAUAAAAUCCAUAGAGAACUUUAAUUAUAUUCAUAUUCAUAAUAUUAUUUAUACAAAAUUAUCUUAUAUUAAUUAUCAUACACCAUACUUAUAUAAACAACAUAUAACAUACAUUAAUAAUAUAAACCAAACUUUUAAUAAAGCAAAAGUACACACAUAUGAUAAAUUACAAAAAAACUUAAAAGACCUUCAAAAUUUUAAAAAAGAUAAUAUACAGUUGAAUAUGAAAUUAUUAAAAAGUAAAAAGGAAAAUAAAAAACUCAAGACCGUAAAUCAGGAGACGUUAAACAAUUUUAGGAACAUACUCUUGGAAAACCAAGAAUUGUCCCUCAACAAUCAAUAUUUAAUAAAUUCCAUAAAUAGCAAAAGAGAAGAUAAACAAUAUUCAAAUGAUAACAAUAAUAUUCAAACAUAUGCAGAGAAAAUAUACAACUUCAUUUCACAUACUGACGAAGGAAAAAAAAAUUUUAAUAUAAAAGAAAAACAGUUAAUCGAAGCAUAUAUCUCCUCUUGUAUAAAAAUAAAUAAUUUAAAUAUGGAAAUCCAAAAUAAUAAACACAUUUUAGAAGAGUUACAAAACUUGUUCAACAUAAAAGAGAAUGAAAUAAAAAACUUGAAUACACAAAUAGACACAUAUAAGGAAGAGGAAGUUAAUAUUCACAAAAAAUAUGAAGAACAGAUGAACACAUUACACGAUUUAAUUGUAAGCUUAGAAAAGCAAAUAACCAAAAUCAACUCCGAAAAAAAUGUGAACAAAUUCUUUAUUAUGUGCUCUAUAUGUUCUAACAAAAAUAAUAUAGGGGCUAUUUUAAAAAACAGAAAAUGCAUAAAGUGUAAUUCUUUCAUUAUUUUUAUGAAUGAAUAA